AUGGCGUUAACGCAACACAAUACAAAGAAGAACAUGAUGUCUCCGUGGAGGCAACUUCCCUAUGAUUUGAAAAUGGAAACUACACGGCAUAUGAACAUUGUCCAGCUGCAGUCUUUCGCCAGUUGCAAUGCUAAGGUGGAAGAACCUUUGCAGGAAAUGAAACGAAGAGUAUUUGUGUUACUGCAGCAGUUUGGGUUGUACCCGGAAGAAGUCCUCACUGCAAUGAAGGAUAGGUGUGCCAUCAUUUCGGGAUCAGCAGCACUUUCCGUCGUCACCCCGGAUGAGCAAGAUGAACAACCGACUGAUCAAGAGGGAUGA
Messenger RNA from Coprinopsis cinerea okayama7#130, 318 nucleotides. RefSeq lists its product as hypothetical. The record is from RefSeq and is a predicted model, not a curated record. The coding region runs from base 1 to 318 and encodes 105 amino acids. The transcript has 3 exons. NCBI's taxonomy places the organism in Eukaryota, Fungi, Basidiomycota, Agaricomycetes, Agaricales, Psathyrellaceae.